Molecule: messenger RNA, 1241 nt
Organism: Impatiens glandulifera
Lineage: Eukaryota; Viridiplantae; Streptophyta; Magnoliopsida; Ericales; Balsaminaceae
Exons: 8
Coding region: 96-1196 (366 amino acids)
Molecular function (GO): heme binding
Source: RefSeq, a predicted model, not a curated record
UGAGUAUAGGACAAGGAGAAGAAGCAGCUAAAACGAAAACGACGAGAUCAAUUGCAUUUUCUCUCGUUCUCUCUUACAUUGAUUUUUCGUUACCGAUGAUGAUUCGAGUCAUCCUGUUGUUCACGGCCUUAGUUUCGGCUCGAAUUGGAGAGGUCGCCUCGCAUGAAGAAUCGGGCGUGUGGAGCUGCGAUCCGCAGCCUGAGAUCCGAGUAGAGGCUGAGUUUAGGCCCGGAAUCAUCACUCUCGACGGACAUGUAGAUGAUUGGAAAGAUGUAGAAGGUUCAGAAUUCUCUUUAUUGCCUGCCCUUGAUCCAGAUGCCGAUAAAGAGUACACAGGUGGAAAAAUGACUGUCAAGGCCUUGCACGACGGUAGUGAGGUCUUCUUUAUGUUACAUGUUGAUGGACCUUACAAAUAUAUGAGAGGUGACAGUCACAGAUGUGCAUCUGUUGCUCUUAUGUUUCAGAUUGGUGAGAAUGCAACCUAUCAUGGAAUGGGUGGAUGUGGUGAGACAACUGAAACAUGUAGCAGCAAAACCUGCCAUGGACAUGAAGUUGACAUCAUGCACUUUGCCAUUGGAGAUGCCAUUCCAGGACGACUCUAUGGUUCUAAUUCUUUAGACAAUGGAAAUGGAACUGGAGGUGAUAGAUUUGGCCAUUUAGUUGAUGUCUAUGCAUGGAAUCCACACUGCCGUUAUCUUGAUGGAGUAGGCCCUUCAGGAAAUGUCUCUGGCGGACAAAAUAACUGGAAAGGGGUGUGGUGGCAUAGUAGCUUUACUCUUCACUCGGGUCUUGUGGAGGAAGACAGUCCAUAUGGAAUAGAUGGAGAGGCGGGAUCAUAUUAUUUUGAGUUUUCAAGGCCUCUGAGAACAAUGGACCGUCUACAGCAGGAUGUGCAGUUCAGUAUAGGGGAAAGCAGCAAAGUAUCAGUGGGAUUUUGGUACCCUGAAGAAGGAAAGCCAUGGCAUGCAUCUGGACAUUACUCAAUAGGUUGUGAUUGGGUAGCCUUUGAUAUAGUCCCAAGUGAAGCCAUUGGGGCAGCAACAAAGGACUUACAGAAGAACCCUUGGGAUGUUGCUCUUGCUUUCUCACUUCUCUUCUCUGUAGUCGCAUUCUGCCUUUCAGUUUUCGUCGGACAUAGAUUUUCCACUUUUACUAAGGCCAGGGAACCGCGCUUCAUACCUUUAGAAAAUAUGUAAUCGACCCUUAACUUACUUUCCACAUUAAUUUUAUUGUUCCUUACA